CCGUCACAUACAGUCAGUGAAACACAGCAGCGCAGCACGGACGCAGUCACCAUGAAGCCCAUCAGCCUGUUCAGGAUCCUUGUCAUUCUCCUGUGUGCGGUGGUUUUUGUCGGAGUUUUGAUUGUGAACGCUUUGGCCGGAGCGGGAAAGGCAUUUUUCAGUUCCAAUGUUGGUAACGUGUCAGCCCGCUAUGAGACAGGAAUCACUCCAGCCGGCUGGACCUUCUCCAUCUGGGGGGUUAUCUAUACCUGGCUCACCCUCAUGGUCAUAUACAUCACCUGCUAUGUCUUCAGAGGAGCCUGGGCUCAGUGUCUGCUGCCCUAUGCCUUCUAUUUCUGUUGGCUGUCCAACAUGGUGAUGAAUGUGGCAUGGCUGCUGCUGUGGGACAGAGAGCUGAUGCUGGCGUCUCUGGUUGUUUUAACCCUGAUUUCGAUUACCAACUACAGCGCUUUGUUCUUCUGUUGCUUUGCCACUGAUUUCUAUGGACUCUGGUUAAAGACAUACCAUCGCAAAGACCUGGCCUGUCUCUACAUACUGUGCCAGAAUGGUUUGGCUCUGUACACCACAUGGACGUGCAUCGCCUCUCUGAUCAACUUCUCAGUGGUUCUCCAGCUGUGGGGUGUAGACAAGAGCACAGCAGCCUCCGCCUCGCUGUGCCUCCUGUUUGGAGAGGUGGCUGCUUGGUUCAUCCUUGAGAACUGGGUGCUGGACCGUUGGGUGCGUAACAUCCUCACAGUGUACCCUGUGGUGAUUGUGGCGCUGAUCGGAAACAUCGUCAAACAUUUCAACCCAGUGGAUCCCACUAUAAAUUCUAUCUUCAUGGUUAUUCUGCUGGUGGUGGUGUGUGUCCUGCUGGUGUCCCGUGUCUUCACAGUCAUCUGGAGGAACAGGUGGAGGCCUCUCCACUCCCCAGGCUCAGCACGGGUGAUGGUGUCACCUCUCGACAGCAGAAAAUUCAGGAUCUUCUCUUAAACCAGGAGGACCUGUCCCCCCUGCAGACCCUCAGCUCUCAGCCCAGACACACUGUCUCCUCUCACACAGCUGUGCUUUAAACACUCUAAAAUACUAACAAACUACUUUGACUGUUUACCACUUACAUUAUUAUUGUUCAUAUGCAAAGCACCUUUUACUGAAUGACUUAAUUACCAUGUUUUGUAUUGCUAUUUGAAGGCAGUCUUAUUUUUACAUCAAUGGCUUUUAUAAUUUUGUACCUACACAGUGGCUGUCAAUAUGUUUGUUUUUCGAUAGUAUAAUUUGACUAAGAAGACGCUUUGAAUUCAGUCUGAUUAACUAAGUAAGACCCUGUUGCUUUAUACAACAGGGGACAGACCUGAUUUGUCUCCCUCCAACUCAUUGUCUGCUUUCAUUAUGCAGCUUCUCCCAUGUGCAAUGAGUGCUCUUCAUUCCGACGGAUUAUGAACUGCCUCUUGGUUCCUCACACGGCUUAGCACUUUAUUAUUAUCUUUUCGUUGUCUUGCUGUUUUCUUUGCUUUUAUCAUAUAACAUGGAUUUUACUCUAAGAGUGUGCAUUGUACCCACACUGUUGGUUUUUUUAAGAAGAAGAAAUGCUCAUGUUCCACAUUCUUUUAUUUUUAUGCUGCAAAUAAAAUUUCCUCAUGAGGGACAAUAAAGCUUAAGAACAACA
Limanda limanda (common dab) is the source of this 1645-nucleotide messenger RNA. RefSeq lists its product as uncharacterized. NCBI's taxonomy places the organism in Eukaryota, Metazoa, Chordata, Actinopteri, Pleuronectiformes, Pleuronectidae. The transcript has 7 exons. The record is from RefSeq and is a predicted model, not a curated record. The coding region runs from base 52 to 972 and encodes 306 amino acids.